Clonostachys byssicola is the source of this 1098-nucleotide messenger RNA. NCBI's taxonomy places the organism in Eukaryota, Fungi, Ascomycota, Sordariomycetes, Hypocreales, Bionectriaceae. The record is from the annotation of a GenBank genome assembly.
AUGUCGAGCGACAAUAAAGAUCGAGUCAUGCAAAGAAAGCUGAACGUUGGUGUCGUUGGAAUCGGCCGGAUGGGCCAAAAGCAUGCGUUGAACAUUCUGCAUUCGGUGCCACGAGCCACACUCCUCUGCGCCUGCUCACCAGCUGAGGCUGAUCUGGCGUGGGGCAACGAAUACCUGAAGCCUUAUAAUGUCUGUGUAGUUGCUACCUUCAAGGAACUCAUCGAAACGCCUGGUUUAGAUGCAGUCAUUGUAGCUUCUAGCACUGAAUUGCACGCCAGACACACAACAGCGGCCCUUGACCGAAACAUCCAUGUGCUCUGUGAAAAGCCAGUGUGCAAAACCGUCGAAGAGCUCGUCCAACUGGUCAAAAGAACCGAGGCCAAUCCCCGAGCCAAGUUGAUGGUUGGAUUCGUACGUCGCUUUGACCAGAACUACCAAGACGCACUUGAAAAGGUCAAGGCCGGUGCAAUCGGUCGCCCUAUUAUCAUUAGAUCUCAAGGGUGCGAGAAGUUAGACACAAGCCCGUUCUACCAACAAUAUCUAGAAGCGUCUGGUGGCAUUUUUGUUGACAGUAUUAUUCAUGAUAUUGACCUUGCGCUUCUCUUUUUCGGAGAAGACUCCAAGCCCAAGUCCGUCUCCGCAGCAGGAGUCGCGGCAGUCCACACCAAAAGAGCGGAGGAGGGAGACGCCGAUAACGCUGUCGGGAUUUGCGAGUUCUGGGACGGCAAGAUUGCGUAUUUUUACAACUCUAGAACCGCAGCGCAUGGCUAUGAUAAUGCCACUGAGAUUUUCGGCACAGCUGGGAAACUAUCGAUCAACAUGGUCCCCAGAAAGAACGCUGUUGAGCUCUGCGAUGGGGACGGCUUUGUCAAGGUCCAACCCACGCCUGGCUGGUACGAUCGCUAUGCACCGGCAUUUGUGGAAGAGGCGAAGGCCUGGGUGGAUGCACUCCUCGACGACAAGCCUAUGCCGAUACCGCUGGGGUCAUCCCUGCGAUCUCUUGAGAUUGCCACUGCGUUGCAGGAGAGCUUGAGAACCGGGAACAAGAUCUUUUUCACAAAGGAGGGGGCUGUUCGGCGAGAGACAGCAUUACUCUAG